This is a messenger RNA of Ochlerotatus camptorhynchus, 1565 nucleotides long. RefSeq lists its product as uncharacterized. The record is from RefSeq and is a predicted model, not a curated record. Gene Ontology annotation, molecular function: protein dimerization activity. NCBI's taxonomy places the organism in Eukaryota, Metazoa, Arthropoda, Insecta, Diptera, Culicidae. The coding region runs from base 1 to 1128 and encodes 375 amino acids. The transcript has 4 exons.
AUGCUGGCAACCAACAAGAGAUUUGCAGUUAGGCAACAGGAGUCGGAAGUCUUUAACUUGAUCAAGGAGGACAGCACUUUGGACGGAAUCAACUCAAUUAAUGAUGCUUCAGAUGACGACAGCGAUGAUGACACAGGUAAUUCGGACGGAAAUGAGGAUAACGAAUCUGAUGAUUUCGAAGAGUCUGAGCACGAAGCAUUCGUCAAGAAAUUGAGAAAAAUGCCUUACAAGAAUCUCUUCAAGUUGAACAACAAGGAAAUUCCACAACUCAGUUGCGAGACACGUUGGAAUUCAUGGUACUAUAUGGUUUUAUCUUUGAAAUCUCAAAAAGAAUUCAUUUGCUCGAUAACUAAAAAUGACAAGGAAUGUGCCAUACCCAACGAAACAUGGAACUUCAUCGACAAUUUUGUCGUGGGUUUUGAACCCAUGUCACAACUGACGUUAGCUCUCCAGUCAUCACAACUCACGUUCGGUGAUUUUUAUUUGCUGUGGCUGCGUUGCAAAUUGCUCCUGGAGAAGACUGAUACUCCACUAUCCAGGCAAUUGUUGACGAAAAUGAAAAACCGAGAAUCAGCUCUAACAGACAACAAAGCAUUUUUGGCAGCAAUUUAUCUUGAUCAACGCAUUAACUAUCGGGACACUCCUCUGAUUUCUGAAGAACAACGUCAAUGUGCCCUGGAACACUUGAAACAAACUUGGCGGAGCAUUCAGCGUGUUGCUCAUGGCGGUUUAACAAACGUGUCCAUGGAGGACCCCAUAGAAGGACUUAGUUCAAACGACGACAUUUUGGAAAGUUUCUUUCGUUCACAUGAGGUUUCACAUGAUUCCAACAUCUCGACAUGCUUGUUUGAUGAACUGGAGGAUUUGAGCCGUUUACCUCGCCUAAAAUUGGAAAGGGGUCAGUCAAUCUUGGACUUUUGGUACAGUCAAAAGCAAGGAAAACCAGACAUGUAUUCAUUGGCGGCAGUAGUACUCUCUACACCGGCCACACAAGUUUCGACUGAACGGGCUUUCAGCACUUUGGCGUUUAUUCUAACCAAACUGAGGACACGUUUGAGUGAAACCACAUUGUCAAACAUUUUAUUGAUAAGAUUGAAUGCCGAAUUAUUCCAACAGCUAAACAUUUAGCAUAUUAUUCAUUAUUUUCAUUGGCAUUGCUGUUGCAAUGGUUAACAUACUCAUUUUAUAUCUGUUGAACUGUUUAAUUUUUUUUUUCAUUUGCUGAAACUAGAGAAAUAAAGAUUGAAUUAAUAAGCUAAACUCAAUUGCUUUUGAAUGUUUAUGGUAUUACGAGGCAAGAUCGACCUGGAGCAAGAUUAGCACCCUUAAAUGUUACAUAAACAAUUCCGCAUUUUUUUAAAACUGCGCAUACGUACCCUUAAACAGUGAUCCUUAGAUACAACGUUCCAAAACUAAUUUAGAAAUAUUCAAUAAUUACCGAAAAAUUGAUAAAAUAUGCCGAACGAAAAAAAAAAUACUCUCUAUUUGCUAUAACCACUAUAUUUUUUUUGAUACUACUUUAAAUUAAUGUUUCAACUUAGUGCUGGUAUUUUAUUUUGAUAAAC